This is a messenger RNA of Drosophila takahashii, 519 nucleotides long. RefSeq names its product gustatory receptor-like 36a. Lineage: Eukaryota; Metazoa; Arthropoda; Insecta; Diptera; Drosophilidae. The record is from RefSeq and is a predicted model, not a curated record.
AUGGGGGAUAUCCAUUUCCAAGUAUCCAGUGCCUGGUUAAAAGUCUCCUCAAUGCUCUUCAUCAAUAUUUACUACACCGCCCAUGAAAGUACCUACACUCUGUACUGUUUGUUUGCCACCUCAAAUACACCGAUGAUUGAUCGAGUUUACUUGGUAACUCUCAAGAAACUGGGAACCUGCUUCCAUCCCCUCUUUGCGGUGUUGCUAAUGGGAAUCGCCAACGAUCGAUUAAAACACUUUGAGGUCCAGCUCUCCACAAAUAUCUUCCUAGUCGAGCUUCUUCAUACGCCACAGGAUCAUUUAAUCGUUCAAAAAUUCGCUCGACUUAUCAGCUGCAAGCAUCAAAGUUUUAUGCUGCAACAGCACUCGCUUCCCUUUCGAAAUUUCAUCUGGAACAGAGGAUCCAUUUGCGAUCGAGUUCUGGUCUUCGAAAUCUUUGUGUAUCUCAUCAUCAAUGCCACUACAUUUCUGCAGUUUCUGAUAAGUAAGAAGAACAGCUUUUGUGAAGAAGAACUUUAA